Stegodyphus dumicola is the source of this 789-nucleotide messenger RNA. RefSeq lists its product as uncharacterized. NCBI's taxonomy places the organism in Eukaryota, Metazoa, Arthropoda, Arachnida, Araneae, Eresidae. The record is from RefSeq and is a predicted model, not a curated record.
CGUUUUCAGUGGGCACGACAACAUGUCCACUGGACGCCUGAUCAAUUGUGGGCGUUUCUCUUUAUGGAUGAGUCAUGGCCAACUACAGGAUCGGCCACGGAAGCUCAGAAGUCAUGUGAUCUGACGUCACGAACUCCGUCUGAGGAAAGAACGUUUGAGUGUGAGAAUGGAUGUGUGCCGUUGGAGUAGCGUAAAUAUUUAGUGUUUCUCGUUAAUAACGAAUAUUUUAAACCGUUUUAUUUUAUAUUAUUUAUAAUGCCAGAUCGAUGCUGUGUCCCAGGAUGCCAGUCAAAUUAUGACAAAGCUGGAACGUACGUUUCUGUUUUUAAAUUUCCAAAAGACGUUGAAAAGAAAAGUAUAUGGUGCAAGAAGAUUCCACGAAGAAACUGGUCGCCAUCUGCAAGAAGCGUUGUGUGUGAAAAACAUUUUAUUCAAUCGGAUAUUAUAAGAAUUGACGAAAUAUCAGACAGAGAUGGUGCUAUCUUAAAAGUGCCAAGAAAAUGUCCAAAACUGAAGGAAGGUGCUUAUCCCUCUAUAUUUCCUAAUUGCCCAAAAUACCUGACGGAAAACAAACCUACUCCAAGAACAAGUAGAUCUGAAAAACUUGCAAAAUCAGAUGAAAUUGCAUUUCAGCAAUUUUUAGAUAAAGACCGAAUCAAAAGUUUUAUUGAUUUUUGUGAACAAUUGGAUCUACGGGUAAAUUCGUUCAAUUUAAUUUCAAAACCAAUUGUAAUAAAAAACAGUGAUCAUGUAUUUUUAAUUAAUUUAAAUUAAAAUUUAAAUUGUCAG